This is a messenger RNA of Marasmius oreades (fairy-ring Marasmius), 399 nucleotides long. RefSeq lists its product as uncharacterized. The transcript has 2 exons. The record is from RefSeq and is a predicted model, not a curated record. NCBI's taxonomy places the organism in Eukaryota, Fungi, Basidiomycota, Agaricomycetes, Agaricales, Marasmiaceae. The coding region runs from base 1 to 399 and encodes 132 amino acids.
AUGGAGGUCACUUCACCUCAAACAAGACAAAGAUCCCGGAGGUCUGCCGCAAUCGCAGGAGGCGUAGUGGGUGGUGUUUUUGGCCUGGCUAUAAUCAUCACCUCUGCUUUUUUGAUUUUAAAGAGAAGGAAGAAGAAACUCGUGCAUGGUGAAUAUGGUUUAACGCCCUUUUACGAUUCGACGGGUUCCAACAUAACGCACACAGAUACAAGCCAGGUGAUUGGACGAAAAUCCCCUGUGCGUCAGCCACAGGCGUCUGAGCAAGAAUCCGGAUCGAAUCGACCGGGAGACAAUCCCAUUCAAGUCCUUCGUCAUCAGGUGGAUGUUGUAUUGCAGAGAAUGACAAAUUUAGAGGCAAGAAUGCCGCCGCCAGACUACACCUCUCGGUCACCACAGUAA